ACCACCACCAUCACCACCACGGCUAUAACCAUCGACGCCACCGCCCUGAUAGUACGCACGCGUAUAUGUACGUGACGCGCGUAUCCUAAAAUCCAAGGAUAAAAUUUACGUUUUGGCCAGUAUCGUAUAAAAGAAAAUACGCGUCGCGUACGCGCUCACCGCCACCUCCGUUUUUUCGGUCUCGGUCAUUCUUUCUAAAUUUACAGUAUAUAUUAUUGAGUUAUAUUUUUUAAUUUUAUUUAUUAUAUAAUUAUUGUGGAGCUAAAUAUUCUGAAUUUUUAUUUUUAAAUCACAUAUAAUAAAUAGUAUUACGAUAAAAAAAUAUAUAUAAAUAAAAAAAACGUUUUAAACAAUUAAUAAAUUCUGAAUAAAAUUAUCAAAUUAAAGUAAUAACGCAAAAACCAUAACGGCAUAUUUAAAAGUGUGCAACAAGAGCACGAGCCACUAUAGUUUUGAUUUUGGCACGCGCCCGGCUUACAAGACGGCGCCAACCAAUUUACCGUCUUAUUCUCAUUCUUCAUCCCCCUCUUGUUGCGCUUCCAAGUGCGCCAGUGUGUUAUGUUAUUUUACUUUAUCUUAAACUUACCUCGUAUAUAUUUAUACUUUUAUUACACUAAACACAACAAACUAUAUUAUUGAUAUCAUUAAAUUGAAAUAAUAAAAUAUACAAGUUAAUAAUUAUUAUUUUACUAAAUUAAUUUCCUUGUAUUAUUAAAUAAAAUUUAUUUAACUUAUGUUAUACACCAGUAACUGAUACUUGAAAUUUUCCCAGAGAUAAUCAUAAGUGUUUCUGUCCGGACUUGAUUAUUUUUUUUCUCAUUAUAACUAUCAGUACUCCAGAAAUGAAAUAUACAGUUUAUAAUUUUCUUUAGAUGCACUUAAGUUUUUAAAAAGAUAAUAUAAAUGCUCUUCAUAAUUUUUAAGUGAUGGUGAAAUCAUAUUGAAAAUAAAAAUUAUAAAAAUAAUAUUUUUUUGUUGUUGUUGAUGUUGUUGUUGUUGUUAUAAAAUAACUGCACAACUGAUAAUUAAAGUGCAUAAUAGAUUUUAUAGUUUUGUGAAGGUGCUAAGGGAAAGAAUAAUAGGAUAAGUGUAACCAGAAGACUAGAAUAGUGCGAAGAAGAACAGAAAGAAAACCGGUAGAAGGGUGAGGGAGGUUCAAGGGAAGGAAAAGGGACUGCACGCGGUCGGGAUACUAAAUUUUAAAGAGCUGGAGAGGGGCACUCAAGUAGGAGUGAGGACGCGCUACCAUUCUCGUAACAACUGUCGCCGGUUGCUAAACCCGCGUGAGGACUGUGUUGCCAGUGUUAUAUCGAAUUGUAUCGUUUUUUUUUUUUGUUUAAGUUCCUCAUUAAAAAUAUAUAUACAUAUAAACUUUUUUACACUGUCAACGCCAUACUUUAAUCUCCUUGAAUUACUAUUACGUCAGUGUCAAUUGAGAACGGAUAAUCUUGGUGUGUACCAGUGUUUGAGUCUACCUCACUUGUUAGCGGCAGCUAACUUUAUUUAAAGCUAUUUUUUUUUUAUGUUUUUUUAAAUUAAGAAACACGUUUUUGAGUUAUAUAUAUAUUGAAAGAAAAUAAAAAGUUUAAGUAAAGUAAAGAAAGAAGAGAGAUAAAGAUAGAUAUAUACAUAUGGAUAUUAUAUAUAUGUAUAUAAAAAAUAAUAAAUUAUAGUUGAACAGUGCUCGACAAGCUAGUUCUUGUAAAUACGAGUUAUUAUAUUAUAAAGCGCCAGUUUUAUUUUUUUAUUAAUUUACGUUUUUAUUUGUGAAUAAUUAUACAUACGUUACGUACAAUAAUGUCAUUGGAUAAAUUCAGCGAGGGCGGUAUGUUGCAGAAGGAAAUGGAACGUUUAGAUAUCGAGGAUAAAAAUGGUGAAACUCCAAGUAGCGGCUCUGGGGCUAAAGUUCUAAUCAGCAAUCUGCCAGCUCACGCUAGAUUUGAGGACGUCGAGCUUCUGUUCUCGACAUACGGACAGGUGCAAAACGUUGAGAAAGUACCAUCUCGUGAUCCAAAUACGCAAACCUUACUCCUCAGCUAUGAGACUCAAGAGUUAGCACAGCAGGCUGUGAAUCAGUUGAAUGGCUAUGAGUACGACGGAAAUCCGAUAAAAGUGGAAAUGUCGAGCGCGGAAAGCCGACGAAGAGCACGUAGCCAGCGUAGUGGUGUAGCUUUCUCUGGUCUACCAGGUUCCGGUCGUCAAACAGAUUUCCCACUGCGUAUUUUGGUGCAGUCUGAUAUGGUUGGUGCUAUAAUCGGACGCCAAGGUUCCACUAUACGUCAAAUUACACAGAUGACACGUGCUAGAGUUGAUGUUCAUCGCAAAGAUAAUGUUGGAUCUUUGGAAAAAGCAAUUACUAUCUACGGUAACCCUGAAAAUUGUACAAAUGCUUGUAAAAAAAUAUUGGAAGUUAUGCAACAAGAAGCUAAUAAUACCAACAAAGGAGAAAUUACAUUGAAAAUCCUUGCACACAAUAAUUUGAUUGGUCGUAUUAUUGGCAAAGGGGGUAAUACAAUAAAAAGAAUAAUGAUGGAUACUGACACAAAGAUAACUGUUAGUAGCAUAAAUGACAUCAAUAGCUUUAACUUGGAGCGUAUUAUCACGGUCAAGGGUACUAUUGACAACAUGAGCAAGGCCGAGUCAAUGAUCUCCAGUAAACUUCGUCAAAGCUAUGAAAAUGAUCUUCAAGCAAUGGCUCCCCAGAGCAUGAUGUUCCCAGGUCUUCAUCCUAUGGCGAUGAUGUCUACAGCUGGUAUGGGUUAUAGCUCACGUGGACCAGGGCUUUAUGGUUCUGGACCUGCACCGUAUCCUUAUCAAGGAAGUCUACCACCUCAGCAAGGAGUACCAGCCAGUGAAGCUCAAGAAACAACUUUCUUGUAUAUUCCUAAUAAUAGCGUAGGAGCAAUUAUCGGUACCAAAGGAUCACACAUCAGGAAUAUAAUUAGAUUUUCUGGUGCAAGUGUUAAAAUUGCUCCUUUAGAACAGGAAAAGCCUGCUGAUCAACAAACUGAACGAAAAGUCACUAUUGUCGGUUCACCAGAGUCUCAAUGGAAAGCUCAGUAUUUGAUUUUUGAAAAAAUGCGCGAAGAAGGUUUUGUAGCAGGAACUGAAGACGUGAGGUUGACAAUUGAAAUAUUGGUACCAAGUGCCCAAGUUGGCCGUAUUAUUGGAAAAGGUGGUCAAAACGUCAGAGAACUACAACGAGUUACUGGAAGUGUGAUUAAACUUUCAGAACAACAAACAACACCGGCAGCAGCUGAUGAAGAAACCACCGUUCACAUUAUCGGACCAUUUUUCUCAGUUCAGUCGGCCCAACGAAGAAUUAGAGCAAUGGUCCUCCAAUCAGUUGUUCCAGGAAGCGGACCGACUGGAACUGGCGUACGCGCUGGUCGUGGAAGUAGCCAGGAAGGCGGUGUCCGUACCCGAAGAGAUGGAAGUGCAACAUCUCAGCAAGGUAGCUCAGCAUCUCAGCCUCAACAACAACAGCAGCAGCAACCUACGCAACAACAGUCUCAGCAACAAUCGCAGACAUCUUCGCCACAAAGCUCUUCACCAUUAAGUCAACAGCAACAGCCACAACAAAAUCAGUAACGUUGAUCAAGUUACAACAGAUGGCCAACCAACGUCACAUUAAAUUACGCUUCAAUCGGCCUCGUUGGUUUCAUAAUUCCUCGUAAUUAACUCACUUAAACAAUUUAUUUUAAGUAUUAAUAAAAUCUCAAUAUUACGAUAAUUAAUUGGUUAUCAUGCCGUGAGUUUGAUUAAUUUUCGGAAUUUUAUUCUAAAAUAAAUCGUGUUUGUUAUCAAACUCACGUGCUAAAUGUUUUUUUUUCUUUAUUAAUAUUAUUAUUAUUAUUUUUUUUUUUUAAUUGAUUUUUUAUUGAUCUUAGAUGAUCAUAAUGUGUAAAUGUUUUACAACACAUGGCUCUGGUAGUCAUUAAUCCUAGAUACAAUAAUCGUAAAUUUGAGAUUAUAUCAAUGCAAUUGUUUAGUAAGUGAGUGUAGGCGUGAAUUAAAUCGUAUCAAUAUUAUUAUGUAAUUUAUAAGAUCGUUUAUUAUUCAAGUAAUUGUGCGAUAAAUUUGUCAAAAUAAUGACAAAAAGAAAAAAAAAUAAUAAUAAUGAUAUUCACGUCGCCGAUGAAACGUUGAAAAUGAUGGAAAACACACACAACCUUAUUACCUCAUUCAUUACGAUUAAAGAUUUAAUAAGAUAGAGCAGAGUGAAAUGAGAAAUAAUAAACCAACUAAUUAAAGUCUACCUAAUAUUAAAGUUAUAAUAAUAAUAUUAAUAAUAAUAAUAAUGUUAUACAAAGAAGUUAAUUAACGAUUACACAAUUAUGUUACUACUAAUAUUUGCUACCACUAUUAUUAUUAUUAUUACUUUUACCAAUUCUGGUAAUCCAGAUAAAAUCGUUUGUUUUACAAUUGUUUAUUCUUUUUUUUUUUCUUUUUAUACAUAACAAAAAUAAUAAAUUAGUUAUUGCAGUUUUAUUAUAAUCAUUAAAAUUCAAUAAAAGUUUUGCGCAAACUUAAGAGCUAUAAUAAAUUUAAAUAAAAGAACAGAUAGAAUUACGCAGUUAAGUUGUAUAAUUUAAAAAAUAAAAAAAAAAGACAACAUUUUACUAUUUAAACGAGCUAAGGAGCUUUUAGGCAACGCCCGAUUUGCACCGUAAUACCAAAGAAACGUUUAUGAUUUUUUUCGUAUUAUUAGUGAAGUAAAAAUACGUGUCGCUUGUAUGUUACACGUAAUGGGCUCAAAUAUUAAAAAUAAACAAAAUAAAUCGCCUCAAGUUCCAUAAUAAGAGCCGCUCGGCUAAUCUAUUAAUUUAACAAUCGAAUAAAUUUUUAUUCAAUAUGAUUGUUAAAUUUAUUUUAACAACAGUUGUUUAACGGACUCAGUUUAUAAAAGUUUGAGUACAGAAAGUGAUCAAGCGAUUAAUAAUAAUAAUAAUAAUUAAUAUUUAAAAUAAAUAAAAAAUAUAAAUAAUUGCAAAGAGACACAAAACAUUUUCAGGGAUUUUUACUUUACCAUGAGUGUAGUAUUGUGUGAGUGUGCGUAUGUUGACUGAUUGAUGAAUAUUAAUUAAUAAGUUAUUGAUUAAUACGUAAAUUCUUGAUGGAAGAAAAAAAAAAAAAAAAAAAAAAAAAACAAAUAAUAUCGAUACAAGAAUAGUGCUUGAGGGUAAAAUACCCAAAUGAAUUAUAAUUUUAAAAAAAUAAAUAAAUAAUUAGUAAAUCAAAGAAAAAAAUAAAUCGUCGUGGGCUAUGGGGGUCCUCACUAUCUUUUUAUUAUUUUCACAGUAUUUAUAAUGUGGAAAACAAAUACACAAUUGUUUCAAUGUUA
Microplitis demolitor is the source of this 5344-nucleotide messenger RNA. RefSeq names its product insulin-like growth factor 2 mRNA-binding protein 2 (gene Imp). The transcript has 7 exons. Gene Ontology annotation, cellular component: cytoplasm; cytosol; nucleus. The coding region runs from base 1798 to 3591 and encodes 597 amino acids. Gene Ontology annotation, molecular function: mRNA 3'-UTR binding. Gene Ontology annotation, biological process: regulation of gene expression; nervous system development. Lineage: Eukaryota; Metazoa; Arthropoda; Insecta; Hymenoptera; Braconidae. The record is from RefSeq and is a predicted model, not a curated record.